AUGCACAGGCAGAGUUUCGAAGCUAUACAACUCAACACGGUCGAUCUCGAGCGCCGGCGAGCGAGCGAUCUCAGCUGUGCCCGUCGAUGUCGAUGGCCGGUGGUCGCCUGCCCGCCGUCUUCAAGCGCCUCCUCCAGUUCACUGGCAUCUCUGUUGCCAUAGCUGUUGCCGUGAAGCCCCUGACGACGUCGUCGCUGCCGCCUCCGGUCGACCCGCACGCUAAGGCUAAGCUCGCCCGUGGCGACGGGUGGGAUGCGGCACUCCUCGAGCCGCUCAACGCCGGCCUCCGCGGGGAGAUACUCAGGUACGGCGACCUCGCGCAGGCCACCUACGACGCCUUCGACAACCGUUAUUGGUCCCGGAACUGCGGCACCUGCCUCCACGGCCUCCGUCGCAUGCUCCCGGCGCUCGGGCUCGCCGGCCACGGGUACGUCGCCACCGCGUUCAUCUACGCGACCUGCGACGUCGAUAUCCCCCGGUGGCUCAUGGCGCGGCUCCACGCUGACGCCUGGGACGACCACGCCAACUGGGCCGGGUACGUCGCGGUCGCCGGGGCGGAGGAGGCCAGCCGCGUCGGUCACCGGGACGUCGUCGUCGUGUGGCGCGGCACGAUGGCGGCGGAGGAGUGGUUCAUGAACCUGAGGACGAGCUUCGUGCCGUUCGACACCGCCGCCGGCGACGGCGCCAUGGUGGCCGAGGGCUUCCACACCUUGUACACGUCCAGCAACGCCGGGGACAGCUACGGCGCGCGCAGUGCCCGUGACCAGGUCGCCGACGAGCUCAAGCGGCUGGUGGAGCACUUCGGGAAGCGCGGCGAGGAGGUCCGCGUCACCUUCACGGGGCACAGCCUCGGCGGCGCGCUGGCCCUGCUCUCGGCCAGGGACGCCGCGGCGGCGCACCCGGGCGUCCCCGUCCGCGCCGUGACCUUCUCCGCGCCGCGCGUCGGCAACAGGGCCUUCUCCGACGGCCUCACAUCGCGCAACGUCAGCGUCCUGCGCGUCGUCGUCAUGACCGACCUCGUGCCGCUCCUCCCCCGGACGGCGCUCGAGGCCUCCGUCGCCGGAGUGGUGGGUGGCCUGUGGGCGCUGGCCGGCCUCCGGCAGGCGUCCGCGUACGUGCACGUCGGCCACGAGCUCGCGCUGAACGUCUCCAAGUCGCCGCACAUAAAGGACUCUCCCGACCGGGUGGGAUCUCAUAACCUGGAGCUGUGCUUGCACCUGCUCGACGGCCAUGAGACCGCCGCCGGCGCGUUCCGGCAGGACGGUGCGCCGCGGCGAGACGUGGCGCUGGUGAACAAGCGAUCCGCGAUGCUGCACGACAAGGAGGGCAUUCCGGAGGAGUGGAGCCAGAUGGCGAACAAGGGGCUCGAGCGUGACGGGUCCGGCCGGUUGGUGGUGCCGGAGCGGGAGCUCGACGACAUGCCGAUGGCGGACGACGUGCUGCCGGUGUCGGAGCUGGACUAAUGCGUCGGAUGACCCGCGUGUGUUGUGUGUGCUACUACGCUCAGAAACACUUCUCGUUUCAUGUCUUUGCACGUGCUCCCAGUGUCAGCUUGCUUAGUGUGAUGAUGUGUUAAGUAAGUAAUUAGUUUGUUCAUAAACUGUA
Molecule: messenger RNA, 1605 nt
Organism: Hordeum vulgare subsp. vulgare (domesticated barley)
Lineage: Eukaryota; Viridiplantae; Streptophyta; Magnoliopsida; Poales; Poaceae
Product: phospholipase A1-Igamma1, chloroplastic-like
Exons: 1
Coding region: 87-1463 (458 amino acids)
Biological process (GO): lipid metabolic process
Molecular function (GO): glycerophospholipase activity
Source: RefSeq, a predicted model, not a curated record